Molecule: messenger RNA, 3343 nt
Organism: Myotis davidii
Lineage: Eukaryota; Metazoa; Chordata; Mammalia; Chiroptera; Vespertilionidae
Gene: SLC38A1
Product: solute carrier family 38 member 1
Exons: 18
Coding region: 673-2133 (486 amino acids)
Biological process (GO): amino acid transmembrane transport; L-glutamine transport
Molecular function (GO): L-glutamine transmembrane transporter activity
Source: RefSeq, a predicted model, not a curated record
CCCCUAGAGGAGGAGAGCUAGGGGAGCGCGGGCUGAGGCAGCCACGCUGCUCUGUCUGAAGGUCGCCGGGAACCGCCGCCCUUCACCUUCCUCGGAAAUCAGCCAUACCCCGCCAAGGCUCCCCGCCCGGCGCUCGCAGACAGAGGCCACGUUCUUCCGGCCCAGGCAGCUAGACCUUGACACAAAGGACAUCACACCGCCGGGGAUAAGAUCCGGAAGGGAGGACACCUUGACUUCUCACCCUGUGACACUUUUCCCUUUAUUGGCCAAGGUAUUUAUUGAGUGCCUACUGUGUACCAGGCGCUAUCUCUAUGUGCAUACAAAAACCCUGGAAGCUCAUACUCCAAUAUAUAUACACUGAUCGUCUUUGCUUGCUGAGAUAACAGAAAGCUUUUGUCUGGUGCCCUGCUUCCUAUCAGUUUAUGGAGAGCCAAGGGCUCCUUAAUCCAGACUGGAAACUCCAUCCACUGAAUCAACUUCCUACCAGCCCUGUAGCAUCACUUCAGUAGCCUCUGAAGGAGCCAUACAGGAGACGGCCAGUGCAUUUGUGCAGCUUUCAUCAAGGGGGACCAAAGGGGGCGUCAAGCUUAUAUUUUUGCUGCUAUCCACUUGUAAAUACACUCAGAGCAGGAGAAUUUGGACGAAGUUUUUGACUACAGGUACUUUAUAAACAUGAUGCAUUUCAAAAGUGGACUCGAAUUAACCGAGUUGCAAAACAUGACAGUGCCCGAAGAUGACAACAUCAGCAAUGAUUCCAAUGACUUCACUGAAGUAGAAAAUGGUCAAAUAAAUAGCAAGUUUAUUUCUGAUCGCGAAAGUAGAAGAAGUCUCACAAACAGCCACUUGGAAAAAAAGAAAUGUGACGAAUAUAUUCCAGGAACCACCUCGUUAGGCAUGUCUGUGUUUAACCUGAGCAACGCCAUUAUGGGCAGUGGGAUUUUGGGACUCGCCUUCGCCCUGGCAAACACCGGAAUCCUACUUUUUCUGGUACUUUUGUCUUCGGUGACACUGCUGUCUAUAUAUUCAAUAAACCUUCUGUUGAUCUGUUCAAAGGAAACAGGUUGCAUGGUUUAUGAAAAGCUGGGAGAGCAGGUCUUCGGCACCACGGGGAAGUUUGUCAUCUUUGGAGCCACCUCUCUACAGAACACAGGAGCAAUGCUGAGCUACCUCUUCAUAGUCAAAAAUGAACUACCCUCUGCCAUAAAGUUUCUAAUGGGAAAGGAAGAGACAUUCUCAGCCUGGUACGUGGAUGGCCGUGUCCUGGUGGUGAUUGUCACCUUCAGCAUAAUUCUCCCUCUGUGUCUCCUGAAAAACUUAGGGUACCUUGGCUAUACUAGUGGAUUUUCCUUGAGCUGUAUGGUUUUUUUCCUAAUAGUGGUGAUCUACAAGAAAUUUCAGAUUCCCUGCAUUGUUCCAGGGCUAAAUGCAACAAGUGCUAAUUCAACAAAUGCUGACAUGUGUACGCCAAAAUAUGUUACCUUCAAUUCAAAGACCGUGUAUGCUCUACCUACUAUUGCAUUUGCAUUUGUCUGCCAUCCAUCAGUCCUGCCAAUCUACAGUGAGCUUAAAGAUCGAUCACAAAAAAGGAUGCAGAUGGUUUCAAAUAUCUCCUUUUUUGCCAUGUUUCUUAUGUACUUCUUGACCGCCAUUUUUGGCUACUUGACAUUCUAUGAAAACGUCCAGUCGGACCUCCUUCACAAGUACCAGAGCAAAGAUGACGUCCUCAUCCUGACGGUGCGCGUGGCUGUCAUCGUGGCGGUCAUCCUCACGGUGCCGGUGUUAUUUUUCACGGUUCGUUCGUCUUUAUUUGAACUGGCUAAGAAAACAAAGUUUAAUCUGUGUCGUCACAUCUUCGUGACCAUCAUACUCUUGGUCAUUAUCAACUUGUUGGUGAUCUUCAUACCCUCCAUGAAGGAUAUCUUUGGGGUCGUAGGAGUUACAUCUGCUAAUAUGCUUAUUUUCAUUCUUCCUUCAUCUCUUUAUUUAAAAAUCACAAAUCAGGAUGAAGAUAAAGGAACUCAAAGAAUUUGGGCUGCCCUCUUCUUGGGCCUGGGGGUGUUGUUUUCCCUGGUCAGCAUUCCCUUGGUCAUCUACGACUGGGCCUGCUCAUCAGGGAGUGACGAAGGCCACUGAGACCAGCUGGGAAGCAUCAACACUCCCGUGAGCUGCUCAAGCCACCAACCACACAUCAGCAACCCUCAUCACUUCCUUUGCAAGUUUACAGAAGCAAACAGAAAUUUACAGGAUACUUCAAAUGGAAUCCCACUUUAGUCGCAAAACAGAAACCUGUUUCUGUACGGGUUCGUGUCCCUCUAAGAUCUGGGAUCAAUUUAAGGAUCAUGGAUUUCCCCCCCACUUCAAAUUUCACAGAAUCAUAUUUCCUAGUACUUUACACAGUCAGUUAUUUUUCACUCUCCUAACUCAUUUUUUUGUGACUUCAUGGUCUCUUAGAACUUUGAAAACAUGAUCAUCAGUCAUGUUUAUUUAUUAUAGAUCCAGAUUCUGAAAUAAUUUUCUUACUGAUGUUCAGCUCACACUAUCUGUAUCUUUUUAGAAGAGAAAAUAAUCUUGAAUUGUAUAUAUUUAUUUUGCUUUACAGAAGAAAAAAAGGUUUCGUAAAUAAUUUGCCUAUUUGGGUUAACAUAGCACACAGGGAUCAUCGUUGGGGAGUCGCAGGGUGCGUGCAUUGCAGGGUCUGAGCACGCCCUAGAUUUGAGGUGGCUUUGAUCUCCCGCAGGCAGACCAGUGGCCUCCCGGGUACUAUGUCCACUUCAUACAAAGACAUUCCCUGGUGAAGUGUCCUCUCCGCUGGGAAGGGGUGGAAAUGAUUUUUACCUUGAUAAACACAUUAAACUACACAUGUGGGGAAUCUAGCAAAUUAACUUUUGUUUCCCUCUUGGCAACUUGUGUCAAAGUUACUCUGACCUGAGUUAGUUUCUACUGGGGAAGCCCCAUAACACCUUUAUAAUAAAUUGAGGAGCAAGAAUAUUGCAAAAAGAUUGUCCAAAAUGCCUAAGAGAAUAUUCCUCUGAAGCAGAUCGCCUUCAACCCUACACUGGAUUGUUGGAGGGAGAAACGUUUUCUUACUAGUAAAUGAUAACCCCAGAAGCUUUUCCUCAUGUCCACCAGCUUUCGCACAGGGAAUAAGGUGUAUCUAACCAAGGAUGAUCUAAGUAAUUCCUGUUUUAUAUUGGGUACUUUAGGGGGAGGGAGGGUGUCUUUAAAAGACUUGUUUUAUAUCUAUAAAUUUAGGUUAUUAUAAAUACAAGAUUUUUGUAUCUUAAAUAAGCCUCAUUCCUAUUUCUUCUCCAUUAACAAUCCAUCCAGAGUGUUAGAAAGGGAA